Penaeus vannamei (Pacific white shrimp) is the source of this 138-nucleotide messenger RNA. NCBI's taxonomy places the organism in Eukaryota, Metazoa, Arthropoda, Malacostraca, Decapoda, Penaeidae. The record is from RefSeq and is a predicted model, not a curated record.
GAGGAGGAGGAGGAGAAGGAAGAAGGGGAGGAGGAGGAGGAGGAGGAGGAGGAAGAAGAAGUGGAGGAGGAGGAGGAGGAGGAGGAGGAGGAGGAGGAGGAGGAGGAGGAGGAGAGGAGGAGGAGGAGGAGGAGGGAA